Coregonus clupeaformis (lake whitefish) is the source of this 3694-nucleotide messenger RNA. Its product is annotated as disks large-associated protein 5-like. The coding region runs from base 157 to 3285 and encodes 1042 amino acids. The record is from RefSeq and is a predicted model, not a curated record. Gene Ontology annotation, molecular function: microtubule binding. Gene Ontology annotation, cellular component: nucleus; cytoplasm; spindle pole centrosome. Gene Ontology annotation, biological process: regulation of mitotic cell cycle; kinetochore assembly; chromosome segregation. The transcript has 16 exons. Lineage: Eukaryota; Metazoa; Chordata; Actinopteri; Salmoniformes; Salmonidae.
CAGGCAGACUUUUCAAAACUGACCCGCGAUGUUGUUAUCUUUAGUUAGCUAACUUGGAAGUCGUUUAUCCGAGGACUUCAAUCCGUAAAGGUUGCUAGAUAGCUGGACUGCUAGAACUUGGAAAUCACCAAUAAUAAUUACUUUUUCAACAGGAUAAUGGACUCCAUGGAAGCUCGUUUCGGCCACAUGCGUCAGCGUGACACCAGUGUGGACAUGCUGCGGGUGAAGAUGUCUCGGAGACGGUCGCAGUCCCAGAAGGAGAACCGACACAAGGCCCUGAACAGCCGCAGGCAGCUUGACAAACUCCCCGAACUGGAAUGCUCUCAACUGGACAUGUCUGUUGCUGAACAUGUGUCAGUAUUUCAAGAAAAAGCACUGAAUACAAAACAAGUGAAAAACACUGCAGUGGAGGAGCGAAUUAAAAAGCUUGCCCGCUACAAAGAGAAGAAGGAGCUUGUGAAGGAGAAAGAGAAGAGGGCAAGGGAGAAGAAGGGGGUGUUCAAGGUUGGGCUGUACCGGCCCAUGGCCCUUCUGCCUCAGGCCCCAGCUGCCACAACCAAAGCCAGGGCAACAGCCACAGUGGUCCAGCCCCAAUCCACCAGAGUGACUCGCUCAACCAUGAGGCAGCAGGACCCCAAAGCACCACAGCAUAUUGACACUGUCCCUGCUUCAAGAAAAGUUGAACCAGCUGUGGUCAGGUCAACCAGGAGGACCAGGAUCGCUAUAGUUGAACCAGUAGUCAGAGCCCCAUCCACAAGGUCAGCUAAUAGGCCUCCGGUCUCUGUGGCCCCUGUGGCAAAGGACAAACCUGCUGCAGCUCCCAAGACCAGAUCAAAUGCCAAGCAGUCUGCAGCACCAUCUGUUGGCAGAGGGAGGAACACCAGGGGAAAUGCUGAGAGCAAUAAGCAAGCUGCUGUGAAAGUGGAAGAGCCAGUAGAGGAGCCCAGGGAUGCCAGCCCCCCACCCCCCAGUGCAGAGGAGGAGAAGAUGGUAGAAGACCCUGCCCCUGCUGAUCCAGCUCUAGAACCUGUCCCAGCCCAGGCUGACUCCCUCCACCCUCCAGCCCCCACCCCGUCCUCCUUCGCUCCCCAGGGCUUUGUGUUCCAGGCCCCAGCAGGCCUGUCCUCCUUCAAGCCCACCCCUCUCACCCCCCGCUCUGCAGACUCCUUCUUUAAACCCAGUGUCCCUGCCUUUGUACUACCCCCUGUGCCACUCUGGGCUUCUGAUGACUUGGUGCCCAAAAUGGAGCUCAGUGCUCCCUCUCCUGCUAAGUCCCCUGUUCACUCCCCGCCUUGCCCUUCUCCUACUCUGGCCCCUCCGUGUUCUCCGAGUCCCCAGGAACCAGAGCAUGAUGUGCCAUACUUCAGGUCGGUGGUGGUCAGUGAGACCGAGAGACUGACAGACUUUUGUCAGCAGUGGGAGCCCAGGGUGGAUGAUGCCUCUAUCCCUGAAGAGAUGUGUGACCGUAUGCGUACGGCUGUGGGGCAAGCCAAGCUGCUGAUGAAGGAGAGGUUUGGUCAGUUCUCUGGCCUGGUGGAUGACUGUGAGCUUGGCAGAGGAGAGAAGAUCACCACCUGUACCGACCUGCAAGGCUUCUGGGACAUGGUCUACUACCAGGUAGAGGACGUGAACAAGAAGUUUGGUGCUCUGAAGGAAGCAGAGUCUAAGGGUUGGCAGGAGGAGCGCAAGCCCCCUCCACGACAGAGGAAGGUGGUCAAGAAGCCGCCCUCUGCUCUGGUGGCUAAGCCUGUCGGUGGUGCUGCCGCCAAGUCUCGUCUGGCUGCCAUCAAGGCUGCUAUAAAGGCCAAGCAGCAGGCUGCAGUGGCAGAGAAGGCAGUCCAGGCCGCAGGGCCAGGUAGUGCUGUGGACGACCCUGCUCCAGCUCCUCAGGACCCCCAGGCAGAGACCCAGGCCCCAGAGCCACCGGUGGUGGUGUUCCAGGGAGGCUUCUUCCAGGUGGAGAGUCCUGCCAAACUCACAGGCUCUGCGAGGAGAUCCACCCGUGUAGCUGCCAGGCCUCUUCAGGCAUCUCCCUGCUCUGUCACCAAGUUCUCCACCCCCGGCAGAACCCGCCACUCCAACACUGCUGUAGCUGCACACCCCUCCACUCUCCCUCUCCCCCACCUAACCCCUGCUCGCUCCACCCUCACCCCUGCCUGCUCCAGGCUCUCCCCUGCCCAUCUAUCUGAUGCCACCCCACUCCGUACCCCUGAUCGUGAACCUCAGUCCUGCACCCUGGCCCCUGCCCAAAGUAGCCCCACCAGAGUCUCUCUCUGCUUCUCACCAGUCAAAGAAGCUUUGACGGACACCCAGUCAGAGGAAGGCCCCAGCAACCAACCAGAGCUAGUCUCCGUGCAGAAUGAAGUCACUCCUGACCAACCAGAUCCCGAGAGCAUGCAGGAAGAUGUAGCUUGUGACCAAUUGGAGGUUGUUACUGAGCCCACUGUUCGCCAUGAGGAGCACUCUGAGAGCUGUGAGUCUGAAAAAAUGUGCCAAUCGCCAUCCAACACACAACAGUUGACCAAUGACGAACAGCCCCAAGAAGCCUUCAGCCAAUCGGUGUUGGCCACAGAGGAGCCCAACCAAUCGGAGCUCUUGGUCAUGCCUGAAGUGAGCAGCCCUGUGGCUACCCACUCAAUCCCAUCCUCUCCCUCACUCCAAGACAGAGAAGAAGAUUUAGAGGCCUACGAUACCAGCCUACCCAUCUCACCAAGGCUUCCCCUCUGUCCCUCACUGCCCCACACCCCCACCCAUGGAGCAGAGUCCUCCCCAGUCAGAAGCCCUGCUUUCAGCUUCACCCUCUCCUCCAACCCAUCCAGGCCAAAACCUACCAAGGCCAGCCUAUCUCCCCUCUCCUCCCCCUGCCUGGUGCCCUCCUCUCCUGCUGUCCAGGUCUCCCUCAGCUUCCCAGCUGAUGCCGACGUGACAGUGACUCCAGAUACUUGUGUCACUGAGGGUCUUCUGGGGUUGGAGUUUGAGCGCUACCUCCAACCUGUAGCAAGCUGCAGCCUGUCGCAACAGGAGCCGGCUGUUGCCGAGGAGAUGCUGUCGCCCAUGGCGAUAGACGUAGAAAUGGAGAGUCCGGUGGCUGCGUCUGGAGAGCCCAUUCGGGAGGAAGUGUUGACUCCCACAGCGUUUCCCAGUUUGGCACAAAUGUUCACCCCACGGACCACAAAGCCAGUUGAGUCGGACCUGUUGCUGUUCACCCCUGAUCAGAUGGAUAGAGUGAGACAGUCAAUGUGCUCCAGUGACCUCAUGUCAUUCACACCUCCAUCUAAUAGAUAGAACGAGCAACUGAUGAGACCGAUUUGCAUAACUGCCAUUUUCCCCCCUCUAUUUUGCUCAAGAGACUAAUUUUUAAAGUCUCUAAAAUAAAAUAAUUUGUUUAUGCAUUGUUACUUUUACUUUUUUUCUCAACUCCAAAUUGUCAGAAAAGUGUUUUUAUGUAACUUCAACAGAUUUUUUUUGAAUUUUCCUUAAACUGUGCUAUGUCUACUACUUUUUAAAAAAAUACCAAAAAGGCACCAGGUAGUGUUUCCUAACUAUUAAGCACAUAUAUGGUGCCAGGUGUGUAUAAAAAAAAAUAAAAAACGUAAUCAAGAGCUGUAUUUUGAUAUACCCUAAAUUCUUCUAUAUUGAAUAUGCGUGCUGAAAAACCUUUUUGUUUGUGUAAAUAAAAUGUUGGUUCUUCUAA